This is a messenger RNA of Drosophila miranda, 2507 nucleotides long. RefSeq names its product putative ammonium transporter 2 (gene Amt). Gene Ontology annotation, biological process: ammonium transmembrane transport; ammonium homeostasis. The record is from RefSeq and is a predicted model, not a curated record. Gene Ontology annotation, cellular component: membrane. Gene Ontology annotation, molecular function: ammonium channel activity. NCBI's taxonomy places the organism in Eukaryota, Metazoa, Arthropoda, Insecta, Diptera, Drosophilidae. Bases 72 to 1778 code for a protein of 568 amino acids. The transcript is spliced from 3 exons.
GACUUCCCGGAUACUCGUCGACCAUCACGCGAGGCUGUCGGACGUCCUGAGCGGUGGAAGCGGCUUCGAAAAUGGACAACGCCACGGCAAGCGGUUUGAAGGGGAUCGAGCGAAAUCAUAGUAACUAUGUGAUACCCGGACUCUAUGACCUCUCCACGGAGGACACCAACUGGGUGCUGACCUCGUCCUUUAUCAUUUUCACAAUGCAAACGGGAUUUGGCAUGCUGGAGUCUGGCUGUGUGUCAAUCAAGAACGAGGUCAACAUCAUGAUGAAGAACGUGAUCGAUAUUGUGCUUGGCGGAUUCACCUAUUGGCUCUUUGGCUAUGGCAUGAGCUUCGGCCGUGGGCCGCUCUCCAAUCCGUUCAUAGCUAUUGGAGACUUUCUUUUGGAUCCGCCCGUGGGCGAUGCCCUGAUGGGUCAGAUAUUUGCUGCCUUUCUUUUCCAGCUCUCGUUCGCCACCACGGCCACGACCAUUGUGAGUGGCGCGAUGGCAGAGCGUUGCAACUUUAAGGCCUACUGCCUGUUCUCGUUCCUCAAUACGGCUGUCUAUUGCAUUCCCGCUGGCUGGGUGUGGGGCGAGCAUGGAUUCCUCAAUAAACUGGGCGCCGUGGAUAUUGCCGGCAGCGGACCCGUGCAUUUGAUUGGCGGUGCAUCGGCCUUUGCCUCAGCCGCUAUGCUGGGUCCGCGUUUGGGCCGCUACUCCGAGGGCUAUGAUCCUCUGCCGCUGGGCAAUCCAGUCAACGCCUGCAUGGGCUUGUUUGUGCUCUGGUGGGGAUGGCUAGCGUUCAAUUCGGGCAGCACUUACGGCGUUAGCGGAGCGAAGUGGCAGUAUGCAGCGCGAGCGGCCGUAAUGACGAUGAUGGGCUCCUUUGGCGGCGGCUUCACUAGCUCCAUAUUCUCCUUUUGGCGGCACGACGGUGGGAUGGACAUUAUGGAUCUCAUCAAUGGAGUGCUCGGCUCGCUGGUGUCCAUCACGGCCGGUUGCUUCUUGUAUCGCGCCUGGGAGGCCUUGGUAAUUGGAGCGAUCGGUUCGUUGCUCUGUGUGCUGGCUAUGCCCCUGUUCGAUCGCUUGGGCGUGGACGAUCCGGUGGGUGCCAGUGCUGUGCAUGGCGUCUGCGGAAUCUGGGGUGUUAUCGCCGUGGGACUGUUUGCCGACAAUCCCAUACCUCUAGACACGACCAACGGUCGCAUGGGUCUGUUCAAGGGCGGUGGCUGGUACUUGCUCGGUAUUCAGACCCUUUCUGCUCUUUGUCUGGCAUCUUGGGGCAUUUGUUCAACGUUUCUGCUCCUCUAUGUGAUCAACAAGAUCAUACCAAUACGCAUGGAUCCGCACGAGGAGCUGCUGGGCGCCGAUCUCACCGAGCACCGUAUACGUCACAGUCAAAUUGGUCUGUCGCGUGCCAUCUCCGCCCUAGCGCCCAUUCAAGUGGAUCUCAAGAAUAUAGCUGGGGUCCAGCCAAUCGGCAUUAAUCCUGGCCACGAGCGCAGCAUCGACCAACUACGUGCGGCCGAGGACAAGCUGCAUCAGUGGCAAUCCUACCUGGAGCAGGUGAGCAAUCCGCGGAUAACCCGACAUAAAUUGGUCGCUGAUUCGGACAUCACCUUCAAACCUAAAACGCCGAGCAAGCCUCCGGGAAAUGUCUUCAGCCGCAGACCACUCACCAGAGAGCUCAUCAGCGAUGGCUUCUAUCGUCCCAACAACAGCGAGUUACCUGUGAUUGGAGCUACUAUAUCCAAUAAGCUGGACAAAGAUCCAAACUUUGCUUGGGUUGAUUAGUCAGAUGUUAGAAUGUUCCCCUCCCCCAAAUAGGAAACCAAGUACACGCUCUUUUAGAGUAAACCUUUGAAUGUGUUGAGUAAAUCUCAUGCUCAAACUUGCAAUAAAAUAUAGUAAAAGUAUGGCCUUUCAUUUGAUUUUUAGAUCGCUGCCAUACAGGUACAAUGCACCUGAAGAUUCAUUUAUUUAUUUAUAUAAAGCAAGCUGAGAGCAAUAGCUGCUUAGGCCUACCUAAAGAUAUGUCUACUAUACAACCUGGCAAAUGUACAAACCCAACGACACUCAGAAGAUUAUAAAUAUGCCCUGCUUUUAUCUACUAAACCACCUGGCCCGCGUCUGUUUUAAUAUGCAUACAACAGGUCAUUAGCCAGAUAUGAUAGUGGCAGCAGAACAAAUAUUGAUCCAACGUACAGUGGGACAAAUCAUCAAUCUUACAGGAAUAAUAAGAAUAAAUACAAUUGGGUAUAAAUGUUUUUGCAAUUCUCAAAUUAAUUUAUUGAAUUCAAGUAUAAGCAAAUAAAUUGUUUGUUUGGUGAUCGAUCGAUGAUAAUAAUAUAAUAUAUAUUAUUUAUGCAGCUCUGUGUGGAUAGUUGGGUUCCUUUAUGAGAAGUGUGGUAAUUAUUAAAUGAUCCUCAAAGAAGCAGUCGUCUUAUUUUGGUUUGAUAUUAAUCGAAUUUCCAAUUUAGAGUCCAGAUUUAAAUAACUCUUGUAGUGUUUUGUUGUUUUUUA